This is a messenger RNA of Folsomia candida, 831 nucleotides long. RefSeq lists its product as uncharacterized. Bases 1 to 831 code for a protein of 276 amino acids. NCBI's taxonomy places the organism in Eukaryota, Metazoa, Arthropoda, Collembola, Entomobryomorpha, Isotomidae. The record is from RefSeq and is a predicted model, not a curated record. The transcript is spliced from 3 exons.
AUGGAACUUUCUUCGGUUAGAGUAGCUGAGGAGGCUUUGAAAUAUUUCUCAACUACAAUUCGAUCCAUCAUUCAAUCGGUGGAACAAGUUGUGGCCGACAAGGGGGUGGAGGAAUUCACCAAGAAGAACCUGGGCAUGCUCUUGGGAAUGUUCAAGGCCUAUGAACAUUUGUGGCGUGCCUGUGAAAGUGGCUCGGAACAAGAAAACUUGGAAUUUCUUAAACACAUUUCCAUCUCUGAAAAAAACAAUUUACAAUUCCAGGAAACACUUGAGGACUUUUUCAACUCGGAGGUGGAGUAUGAUAAUUUGCUUGAUAAAUUGGAUACGAUGCUCAAUCCCUUCCCAAAUAUUGAUGGGAACAUUUUAGAUUUCCAACUGCAAACUUUGGCAGAUCCAGAUUCAAGGCCAAACAUACGUGACAUCGUUGAAGGGUCGAAUUUCACGUGGAUGGAGAAGGUGGCUGCAUUGGGAUGUAAAGUGAUCAUCGUCUCGUUCGGUGAAAGGGAAGGAGCUUUACGGUGGAAAAAUGAUACAAAUUGUCCAUUUAACAUAUAUCUGGACCAGGACCGGAAACUUUACUUUGCUUUAGGAAUGCAUAGGUCAUUAGCAAAGUGUUGGAGUCGCAGCACAAAUUCAUUUUACGUUGGAGCGAUGCUUACAGGGAGGAAAUUGAUAACUCCUUAUCCGGACAUAAAGGAUGAUCCGCUGCAGAUGGGUGGGGAUAUUUUGCUACAACAGAAUGGAAACUUUGUCAAGAAGUACUUGAGCCAAUUUCCAGCAGAUAGGCCAGCACUUAAGAGUUUCACUGAUAAAAUGCAAACCGGAAGUUAA